AAAAAGAAGACCCAGGCGGAGCUGGACGAAGAACUCCGCCAGAAGCUUGCUGGUAUUGCCGGAGACGGUGGCGAAGCAGGCGUUGAGUACGAAAACGGCCAGCCAGUUGCGAUGAAACGCAGCGUCAAGUCGAACAUGUUCAGGUACAUCUGA
Baudoinia panamericana UAMH 10762 is the source of this 153-nucleotide messenger RNA. RefSeq lists its product as uncharacterized. Lineage: Eukaryota; Fungi; Ascomycota; Dothideomycetes; Mycosphaerellales; Teratosphaeriaceae. The record is from RefSeq and is a predicted model, not a curated record. The transcript has a single exon. The annotation marks the transcript as partial.